Molecule: messenger RNA, 354 nt
Organism: Rhopalosiphum maidis (corn leaf aphid)
Lineage: Eukaryota; Metazoa; Arthropoda; Insecta; Hemiptera; Aphididae
Exons: 3
Source: RefSeq, a predicted model, not a curated record
UAUUUCAAGUAUGAUACGAUCACCGUGACAAGUCUUAUGCCCGUCACACCACCGUGUUUUGAAUGCACGACGCAGACCGCACAACCGGCAAAUAAAAUUUGUUCCGAUCUGGUCGCAACAUUCAAAUACGCAUGUACAGAUGACCCGUGCCAUACAACGAGUCCGUGUUCAACUCCUAAGCCCAGUUGCAAGAAAAAAAGGUCUAAAAAACCGUGCUGUAUUAAACAUUUGGAAGAAGCGUACAGAAAACGCAAGCUCAAAACGUUGAAGAAAAACAAGAAAAGUAAAAUCAUAAAAAAAUACGAUUCGCAGGCCUAUUGUUUUUGGGACCACAGGGGUCUAGUACAGGACUAG